Pieris rapae (cabbage white) is the source of this 1763-nucleotide messenger RNA. Its product is annotated as 4-galactosyl-N-acetylglucosaminide 3-alpha-L-fucosyltransferase FUT6. Lineage: Eukaryota; Metazoa; Arthropoda; Insecta; Lepidoptera; Pieridae. The coding region runs from base 330 to 1625 and encodes 431 amino acids. The record is from RefSeq and is a predicted model, not a curated record. The transcript has 5 exons. Gene Ontology annotation, cellular component: membrane. Gene Ontology annotation, molecular function: alpha-(1->3)-fucosyltransferase activity.
GUUACGUAGUAAAAAGUCUGUUUAGAUUACAAAAUAGAAAAAAAACAACUAGAGCGCAGAUCGUCAUGUAGAGUGGGCGCAGUGUAACGCAAAUUUGAUAAUUGUUGUAUACAUAUUACUUUAAAUAUCGUAAACUAAGUGCUUGUUAAUUAUAAAUAAAAUGUUAGUAUAGCCUCUUGGAUGUGAAUAAUAAGAAGAAAAAAGAAAAUCGACAAUUUGUAAAGUGCCGUAUAAAUUAAAAAAAUGUUUUACAAUGAUCCAUUAUGUAUUUAAAUGUGAAUACUAUCAGUUUAGUGUAGUCAUUACUGGUAAAACGAGUUACUUAUAAAAUGUUAUUUAAAUUAAAGAAAAAGAGUAUACUGUGUAAUUUAUUAAUUGUAACACUAUUUAGUAUAAUCAUAGUAGGAGUCUACUUAGGCAAGGUGUAUAAUAUAGACACAAAAUAUUAUAAGGAAUAUGAUACACACGAUGUGAGAGUUCGACGAUUUUUUGAACAGAGAGAGAGUUGGAGGACAUCUAAUUUGGGCUCUUUGUUAUUUAAAUAUCAAUUUGCAAAUGACAUAAUGCAUAACAACACACGUGGAAGAGAGAACAAAAGGUUUAUUGUUUUAAUAUGGAAACACUGGGGCUGGCUGAAGAAUCGUCACAUUUAUAGUUAUGAUAACGAUCGUUUAAGCGAGCCCGACCCAUUGGAGCAGUGCAGUGUGAGAAACUGCUUGUUAACAGGAGAUGACAAGUACCUGGAGUCAGCUGAUGCUGUCGUAGUACACAUACAAUACGGUGUGUUUCCUAAUACAUCGAAAAGAAAUAACAGACAAAGGUGGAUAUUUCUCAACGACGAAUCUCCUAUCAAUGCGUUUUCAAUGGCAAAAGUUAAACCAAAAUUAGAAGACUUGAAAAAUAUUUUUAAUUGGUCCAUGACGUACAGGAUCGACGCGGAUAUACCAGUGCCGUACGGUCGUACACUGCCCCUGCAGCAGCCAAUACUUGGCGACAUCACAAUGAAGUCUUUGUCCGAGUUGGUCCCAAAUUGGCACAUUAAACGUCGUGAUAAACUGGCUGCAAUCCUGGUGUCUCAUUGUGGAGUAUCGGAAAGACUGGAAUACUUGCACGAGUUAGAAAAUUACUUGCCAUUGGAUGUUCAUGGGAAAUGCUCUAAGGAUCAUAAAAAUAGCUGUCCGGGCCAUUUCAAAGUCGACUGCAAGGUGAUGGGUCAAUAUUUAUUCUACCUUGUGUUCGAGAACUCUCAUUGCCGCGAGUACAUUACGGAGAAGGUAUUCAACAACGCUUAUGAAAAGGGCGCAAUCCCAGUCAUAAUGGGACCGAAAAACGAUGACUGCGCAAAAAUUCUGCCACCCAACUCAUUUUUACACGUAGAUAACUUUGAUGGACCGAAAAAUUUGGCCGAAUAUAUUAAAUUUUUAAGCGAAAACGAACACAUUCUACUCGAAUACCACCGAUGGAGGAAUGAUUUUAAAAUCGUCAGUGAGCACGGCUAUUUUGGAACGAAGUCGGUUCAUUACUGUCGAAUCUGUGAAGCGUUAAAUUAUAACGAUCAAACAAAUAAGGUAUACGGUGAAAAUGAAUUGCGGUCGUUUUUAGAUCCCGAACUUGGGUGUUUUUAAGGACAUGCUGUGAUACUACGUUUUAAUUACUAUGCUGGCAUAUCGAGCUUUGGCCACUGUGACACGCGAACACCACCAAGUAGACGUAACCAACUUACGCCUGAACCUUAUAAUUAUUCCACAAUCUCAGAUUGAAAA